AAAAAAAGCGAUAAUUUUACUCGGCUAAUAGUAUAAGACUAAAUGGUAUUACGUAUAUCAUCAAUUUGCAUGUGCAUUUGUUCAAAAACGCGACUUAAAAUUUUUUUCGCUCAUAAAAUAUAUUUGUAAUAAAAUGAAUAAUAAAACGGAACCUUCUUCACCAAGAAUCAACUUUUCACUUCUUUCAAAGUAUCGUGGUCAAACUGUUCGUUGUAUCGGGCGUGUUUUAAAUACAACAAAAACCGAUGCGACAUUGGAAACGUGUGACCGGGGACAAGUUACAGUUCAUUUGGAACCGGAUACUACAUUAAUGCCAUUUUCAAACGUUGAAGUUGUUGGACGCGUUACCACCGAAUUAGGUAUUAAAGUGUAUGUUACAUAUGACAUAAAUGAUGACUUUGACUUCGACUUUUAUAAUUCUUUGGUGAAGUUGUCGCAAAAUUAUCCAAAUCUAUUUUCCUGAAUAUU
Molecule: messenger RNA, 468 nt
Organism: Rhizophagus irregularis DAOM 181602=DAOM 197198
Lineage: Eukaryota; Fungi; Glomeromycota; Glomeromycetes; Glomerales; Glomeraceae
Biological process (GO): base-excision repair; nucleotide-excision repair; DNA replication
Cellular component (GO): site of double-strand break; nucleus; DNA replication factor A complex
Molecular function (GO): single-stranded DNA binding; damaged DNA binding
Source: RefSeq, a predicted model, not a curated record